AUGAAAUGCAAGACGCCUCGCCUCACGGGACGAUCAAUAGAUAAUAGCGACAGUACUGUCGCGCCAGCAAGCCGUAGCUACUUCAACAGAGUCACCGGCGACAACAGAAUCUUCAACCGAGUCAUCAACGCCACGGUAAUCUUCAACCGAGUCACCAACAACAGAAUCUUCAACCGAGUCGCCAACGACAACAGUAAUCUUCAACCGAGUCGCCAACGACAACGGAAUCUUCAACCGAGUCGCCAACGACAACGGAAUCUUCAACCGAGUCGCCAACGACAACGGAAUCUUCAACCGAGUCGCCAACGACAACGGAAUCUUCAACCGAGUCGCCAACGACAACGGAAUCUUCAACCGAGUCGCCAACGACAACGGAAUCUUCAACCGAGUCGCCAACGACAACAGGAAUCUUCAACCGAGUCGCCAACGACAACGGAAUCUUCAACC
Molecule: messenger RNA, 447 nt
Organism: Ostertagia ostertagi
Lineage: Eukaryota; Metazoa; Nematoda; Chromadorea; Rhabditida; Trichostrongylidae
Source: the annotation of a GenBank genome assembly